GUUGCAUAACACAACAGCAUCCAAGGCCCUCUCUCUCUCUCUCUCUCUGCAUAUUUGGAUUUCUUUAAAUUGGCUCCUCCUUUUCUUCAGUGUUGAUUAAAAGGAUUGGGGUUCAGUAGAACCCACCUUCUCAAACUCCACAACAUCACUUGCAAUGGCCAUCUAUGGUACUACAAGGCUUGUCUUCCUCUUUUCUCUCCUUCUUGUCUUCUUGAUCACUUCUUGUUAUUCAACUUCUUCACAUACUCUAUCUCAUAGAAGGCAAGCCACAGUCCUUGUUUCUCUAAAACAAUCUUUUGAACCUCCCACACCUUCUCUUGAUAGUUGGAAAUUGUCCAACUACGCGUCCCUCUGCUCUAAUUGGACCGGUAUCAAAUGCGACAGCAAGAACAGAUCAGUAGUUUCACUUGACAUAUCCAAUCUCAACAUCUCUGGCUCUCUCUCCCCUGUGAUCACUGAUCUCCCAACUCUUGUCAAUGUUUCUGUCGCGGGAAACAGUUUCUCGGGUACUUUUCCUCCCAAUAUUCACAACCUAGCAAGGCUGCAGGUCCUCAACAUGUCCAGCAACCAGUUCAAUGGGAGCCUGAACUGGGAUUUCUCCCGAUUGAAGGAGCUCGUGGUGCUGGAUGCCUAUGACAACACCUUCUCUGGUGCGCUUCCAAUGGGUGGUAUCACAGAACUCCCAAGGCUUCAGCACUUGAAUUUUGGCGGGAACUACUUUGCAGGCAAAAUCCCACCAAGCUAUGGUGGUCUAGAGCAGCUCAAGUACCUCUCCCUUGCAGGAAAUGACUUGAGUGGUCCUAUUCCUGCUGAGCUUGGCAACCUUACUAAUCUUGAGCAGCUGUUUUUGGGCUACUACAAUCGAUUUGUUGGUGGCAUACCACCUGAGUUUGGUAAGCUUGUCAACUUGGUUCAUCUAGACCUUUCGAGUUGUUUGUUGGAGGGUCCAAUUCCACCAGAGCUAGGCAAACUGAACAAGUUGGACACACUCUUCCUGCAAACGAAUCAGCUCAACGGUUCAAUCCCACCCGAAUUAGGCAAUUUGACAAGCCUUAAAACUCUUGAUCUUUCGCUUAAUGGGCUCACAGGAGAGAUCCCACUUGAGUUCUCUGCUCUCCAAGAGCUCACCCUCUUGAACCUAUUCAUCAACAAGUUCCAUGGGGAGAUUCCCCAAUCCCUAGCCGAGCUGCCAAAGUUGGAAGUCCUGAAGCUUUGGCAGAACAACUUCACUGGAUCCAUUCCUACGAAGCUUGGAGAGAACGGUAAGCUGACUGAAGUUGACCUUUCCACGAAUAAGCUCACCGGAUUAGUCCCAGAGUCUCUCUGCCUUGGAAGGAGGCUCAAAAUCCUGAUUUUGCUCAACAAUUUUCUGUUUGGGCCUUUGCCUGGUGAUCUUGGUCAAUGUCAGACUCUCUUGAGAGUGAGAAUGGGGCAGAACUACUUAAGUGGAGCUAUACCAAUUGGCUUCCUGUUCUUGCCUCAGCUGUCCCUCUUGGAGCUGCAGAACAACUACCUCACUGGGCGAAUCGCAGAACAGACAAGCAAGCUACCUUCAAAACUUAACCAGCUGAAUCUUUCAAACAAUCGCUUAUCCGGGCAUCUUCCAACCUCAAUUGGGAAUUUCUCAGAGUUGAAGAUUCUUCUGUUAAGUGGGAAUCGAUUCACGGGUACCAUUCCAUCUGAUAUAGCGCGGUUGAGAAGCAUCUUGAAGCUGGACAUGAGUAGAAACAACUUCUCUGGCCUAAUCCCUCCUGAGAUUGGUAAUUGUCUCACUUUGACUUAUCUAGAUAUGAGCCAAAAUCAACUCUCAGGUCCAAUCCCUGUUGAACUUGCUCAUAUUCACAUACUGAAUUAUCUAAACAUCUCUUGGAAUCACUUGAGCCAAAGCCUUCCUGUUGAAAUUGGAUCCAUGAAGAGCCUCACAUCAGCAGACUUCUCUCACAAUAACUUCUCUGGUUGGAUACCUCAAAAUGGUCAGUAUUCAUUCUUCAACUCCACUUCCUUCACCGGCAAUUCUCAUCUCUGUGGAUCGUACUACAAUCCAUGCAACUAUUCAUCAAACUCACCGUUAGGAAUGAGCAACGAAAGUGGCAACAAAACUCAUGUCCCCAGAAGAUUCAAGCUUAUUUUCGCUUUGGGGCUCUUACUUUGUUCUUUGGUUUUCGCUGGUUUGGCAAUCAUCAAAACUCGGAAGGUGAGGAAGAAUUCCAAUUCAUGGAAGCUCACAGCAUUCCAAAAGCUCGGCUUUGGAAGUGAAGACAUCUUAGAAUGCUUGAAGGAUAACAAUGUCAUAGGAAGAGGUGGAGCUGGGAUUGUUUAUAGAGGGUCAAUGCCGAAUGGAGAACAAGUAGCAGUGAAGAAGUUGCUGGGAAUAAGCAAAGGCUCUUCUCAUGACAAUGGCCUAUCUGCAGAAAUCCAGACGUUGGGUAGGAUUCGACACAGGUAUAUUGUCCGAUUGAUGGCAUUUUGUUCCAACAAAGAGACCAAUUUGCUUGUUUACGAGUACAUGCCUAAUGGAAGCUUAGGUGAAGUUCUCCAUGGAAAGAGAGGAGGGUAUCUCAAGUGGGACACUAGGCUGAAAAUUGCCAUGGAAGCCGCAACAGGCCUCAGCUACUUGCACCAUGAUUGCUCCCCUUUGAUAAUCCACCGCGAUGUCAAGUCCAACAACAUCUUACUAAACUCUGAUUUUGAGGCACAUGUAGCAGAUUUUGGACUUGCCAAGUUCUUGCAAGGCACCGGAACAUCAGAGUGCAUGUCUGCAAUUGCCGGUUCAUAUGGUUAUAUCGCUCCAGAGUAUGCAUACACAUUAAAGGUUGAUGAGAAGAGUGAUGUGUACAGCUAUGGGGUGGUGCUUUUAGAGCUCAUAACAGGAAGAAGACCGGUUGGGGACUUCGGAGAAGAAGGGUUGGACAUUGUUCAAUGGGCAAGGAUGAGAACAAACUGCUGCAAAGAAGGGGUGGUGAAAAUCUUGGAUGAGAGACUAGAGAAUGUCCCUCUAGGCGAGGCGAUGCAGGUGUUCUUCGUCGCGAUGCUGUGUGUUCAGGAGCACAGUGUGGAGAGGCCUACCAUGAGAGAAGUUGUCCAGAUGCUCGCUCAAGCUAAACAACCAAAUACAUUUGACAUUCAAUGAAUUCUAGCACUCAUCCAAUGCAAUGUUUUAUAUGUGUAUAUAUAUAUAUACACAUGGUAUUGAGAAGUUUAACCUAAUAGGUGCUCUACCAAAUCUGCAAUUGGCUUGAAGUUAGGAUGCUCUGCUUAUGCAUUAGUGUUGAAUUAGUAUAUAUACCACAUGAAGAAUUAUUUUUACUUUUUUUUUCUUUUUUCUUUUUUCUUUUUUUUUUUUUUUUUAACUUUUUAUUGGGGUAAAUAGCAGAGUGCUGCUAUUGAAGUUUAGAUUUGAGAGUAUUUUAGUCAUUUGGUUGUGAAGCAAACAUGAACAGUGAAAAGUGUACUGGGAAUGUGAGGGAUGGAGUGAGAAAUUAAUGUAUUAUUUUGUCAUCAUUUUGAUGGUCUGAGCAAAUGAUAUGUGAAGUUGCUUUUGUUCAGAA
Molecule: messenger RNA, 3548 nt
Organism: Cornus florida
Lineage: Eukaryota; Viridiplantae; Streptophyta; Magnoliopsida; Cornales; Cornaceae
Product: leucine-rich repeat receptor-like serine/threonine-protein kinase BAM3
Exons: 2
Coding region: 155-3130 (991 amino acids)
Biological process (GO): protein phosphorylation
Molecular function (GO): protein kinase activity; protein binding; ATP binding
Source: RefSeq, a predicted model, not a curated record